Messenger RNA from Cottoperca gobio, 4985 nucleotides. It is a transcript of the gene slc9a6a, whose product is annotated as solute carrier family 9 member A6a. Gene Ontology annotation, molecular function: sodium:proton antiporter activity; potassium:proton antiporter activity. The transcript has 16 exons. Gene Ontology annotation, biological process: proton transmembrane transport; sodium ion import across plasma membrane; potassium ion transmembrane transport. The coding region runs from base 197 to 2266 and encodes 689 amino acids. Lineage: Eukaryota; Metazoa; Chordata; Actinopteri; Perciformes; Bovichtidae. The record is from RefSeq and is a predicted model, not a curated record. Gene Ontology annotation, cellular component: recycling endosome; plasma membrane.
GCUAUGGUGCUUUUACAUCGGAAUAAACAAUGUACACUUUCUGGAAAAAAGUAGUUUUCACUUCCGGGCCGGAAUCGACUCUUCUGUUUCUGUCGUCUUUCUGAUAUCUUCUCCCCCCAGUUUGUGAAACAUAUUAAGCUCAAAGUUUGCGUUUAUCCACGACGACACUGCAGCAUUUGACCGCAAAACAGCCGAUAUGGUUACUGUCAUCAGUGCCUGGAGGGCAACGAGGACGCUGUGGCUGCUCAUGCUAGUGAGUCUGUCUGUGAGCAUCUGUGUUUGCCGAGCAUCUUCAUCAUAUCAGGAGGAGGACAGUGCCAUGGAGAACAUCGUUACUGACAAAAAGGUUGAGGAGAGCCACAGGCAGGACAGUGCGGACCUGCUCAUCUUCAUCAUGCUCCUCACUCUCACCAUCCUGACCAUCUGGUUGUUCAAACACCGGCGGUUCAGGUUUCUGCACGAAACUGGACUGGCGAUGAUUUAUGGCGUACUUGUUGGCGCGGUCUUGCGCUAUGGUAUCCACGUUCCUCGGGACAUAAGCAACGUCACGAUGAGCUGCCACGUUAACGCCAGCCCCGCCACUCUGCUGGUUAACGUCAGUGGCAAAUUCUACGAGUACAAUCUGAAAGGAGAGAUCAGUGCCAACGAACUGAACGACGUCCAAGAUAAUGAGAUGCUGCGUAAGGUGACCUUUGACCCUGAAGUUUUCUUCAAUAUUCUCCUACCACCUAUCAUCUUCCAUGCUGGCUACAGCUUGAAAAGGAGACACUUUUUCCUUAACAUGGGAUCCAUCCUGGCCUAUGCCUUCCUGGGGACAGUUGUUUCCUGUUUUGUUAUUGGGUUGCUGAUGUAUGGCUGUGUGGUGCUAAUGAAGCAGGUGGGACAGCUGGGUGGAGACUUCUUCUUCACUGAUUGUCUGUUCUUUGGAGCCAUUGUCUCAGCCACAGACCCCGUGACGGUCCUGGCUAUCUUCAACGAGCUGCAGGUGGACGUGGAUCUGUACGCUCUGCUGUUUGGAGAGAGUGUACUCAACGAUGCCGUGGCCGUGGUUCUGUCCUCGUCUAUAGUAGCGUACCAGCCACAAGGGGACAACAGUCACACCUUUGAGGUCAUGGCGUUGCUCAAGUCUUUUGGGAUGUUCCUGGGAGUCUUCAGCGGAUCCUUUGCUCUGGGAGUGGCCACCGGGGUCGUCACUGCUCUUGUGACUAAGUUCACUAAACUGAGGGACUUCCCGCUGUUAGAGACAGCUCUGUUCUUCCUCAUGUCUUGGAGCACAUUCCUGCUGGCCGAGGCCUGUGGCUUCACAGGUGUGGUCGCAGUGCUGUUCUGUGGCAUCACUCAGGCCCACUACACCUUCAACAACCUGUCUCCUGAUUCCCAGGACAGGACCAAGCAGUUGUUUGAGCUGCUAAAUUUCCUGGCAGAGAACUUCAUUUUCUCCUACAUGGGUCUGACCUUGUUCACCUUCCAGAGCCAUGUCUUCAAUCCCAUGUUCAUCGUUGGAGCUUUUGUGGCAGUGUUCCUGGGAAGAGCUGCGAACAUCUACCCUCUCUCGUUACUUCUUAAUCUGGGACGACGCAACAAGAUCCGAUCCAACUUCCAGCACAUGAUGAUGUUUGCGGGGCUGCGAGGUGCGAUGACCUUCGCUCUGUCCAUCAGGGACACGGCGACAUACGCCCGUCAGAUGAUGUUCUCCACCACUCUGCUCGUGGUCUUCUUUACUGUUUGGAUUUGUGGAGGUGGCACCACCCAGAUGCUGUCCUGCCAGCGCAUACGAGUGGACGUGGACUCUGAUCAAGAUAACUCCAUGAGUAUAACGGACGGCUCAGAGAGAAGAAGCACCAAACAAGAAAGCGCCUGGCUUUUCAGAAUUUGGUACAACUUUGACCACAACUACCUGAAGCCCAUCCUGACUCACAGCGGGCCCCCUCUCACAGCAACGCUGCCUCUCUGCUGCGGCCCCCUCGCCCGCUUCCUCACCAGCCCUCAGGCCUAUGAGAAUGAGUGCCAGUUGAAGGAUGACGACUCUGACCUCAUCCUGACAGACGGUGAUAUCAACCUGACCUACGGCGACAUCACAGUCAGUACAGAUGCCUCAGGUUCCCACAUGAGCGGAGGUCCAGCCUUCGCUGGCGCUGCCACCUCUGACGACUUGGACAGAGAGCUGACGUACGGAGAUCACGAGCUCGUGAUGAGGGGCACACGUCUGGUGCUGCCCAUGGAUGACUCUGAGCCGCCCUUCACAGACCCCCGCCUGCGGAUGUGAAGAUGGUCUUUAAACGCAGACCCAGAAAUACCGUCCGACUCACACUUACCCGAGCCAUCAAGCAAAAGAGCAGUACCUGACACUUCUCCUUUCACUCCUCCACACUUCCUCUUAUGCUUUUGGCCUCAUUCCUUUUUCUUCCUCACGAUUACAUUUUCUCACUCCCUCUAGUGGCAAAUCACUGUCUCUACCUCAUUCUCGCUCUGCUCCUUUUCCACACCUCUCGGACAUCUGUCAUAAUUGUAAUAUAGUCGUAUUUAUUUGCAGCUUUAUUUUGGUAUUCAAUUGAAAGUCAGUUUGUCAUAGUUUGGCUUGAAGCUGUGUGUCAGUCACAUUACUGUAGCAUUGCACAGAGGUCUAGCAGCAUGUUAGUGUGUAAAUGCAAGUACCAACCACUAGCUAUUUUCUCGAUGUACAGUAUAUCACAAGAGUACUAUAACUUUGAUAUGCAUGCUGAGAAUGCUUGUUUGUUUUUUUUCUUCGUAUGGGAGAUUUAGGGCUUUUGUGUUUUGGGUCUGACCUUGAAUGUUGCUGCCUUCUCUCUGCGCAUCAGAGGCAUGCCGACCCAGUGGACAACUUUACUGUACAUUUUGUUAAAAUCAAGUGCCUGGGAAUUGUAGUUUUAAGCCUGACAACCCAUGAUCAGCUCUUGUGCGCAGAGCCAGUUCAGGAUGGGCAGUAGUUUUUCCUUUGUAAAAAAAAAAACGGGAAAGAAAAGAUACAAAAAACUAAACAGAAAUCUCUGUCCAUAAGGUAGCAAUAUACUCAGUGGGUGUUUGUGCUAUUCACCUGUACAUAGUGUUUAACAGUGGGAUGCCACUGAUGCCGUUGUUGAUCUCUCCCAAUGACCUUUGACUGUGACAUAGAGAGGGACUUAUUUUAGAAGCUGGUGUCGCUCGCAGCAGAACGAAGGGCUGUCGAUCCGAAGAAGAGAUCCAAAUGAACGCAGAAAGAUUAGUGCCAAUUCUGUCCUGCAAUUUCACAUUUUGUGAAAACUGAAUGCGGACGACCUUGAAGUGUUUUGUAUUAUUUUUUUGCAACAGAGCUUAAGUACUUUUAAGCUGAGUCCCAUUUGUCAUAGACAUUUAGCUUUGUGCAUACAUUUUCUAUUACAAUCGCACAUUAAUGUAACACUAGAGGAUUCUCAUUAAAUGAACAGAACAAUUAUUUGUGCCAAUGCUUAAAUGAUGUAACGUUUGAUCAAUUGACUUAUUGAUUAAUCGGCUGAUUGUCGUGGCCCUAGACGUUUAACGAGUUCCAUAAAAUCUAUAAAUAAGACCAAUCCGUCCCUGACAUGAGAAGGUAUUUACGUUCAGCUCAUCGUCAUGAUCUCUGCUGUGCACGAUCGUGUUCUUGAGGGUUAACGGUUGUUGGUCAGCUGUUAAUGCGGGUUAAACAGUCCCCGGGCAACACUGUGUUGAUGUGGACAGAAGAGGAUAAUGAUAGGGUUUCAGAAAAGAGUGAAAGAAAUAGAUUGUAAAAUAGAGACAUGAAGGAGGGAUAGUUACAGUGUGUGUGUGUGUGUGUGUGUGUGUGUGUGUGUGUGUGUAUGUUGGGGAUGAUACAGAAGUGGAAGGAGGAGCAGGCUAUUGGAUAUUGCUUUUCCUUCCACAGUUAUCUUCUGCUGUGCAGGAACCUCUAAUUAAAAGUGUUGGCAUUUGUUUUUAAUCAGGCCUCUUGACACCACUUUGUCCAGGAAAUGAUCUUUUCUUUCUACCAUUUUAUACAAACUACACUGUUUGUGCUGUUGUUGAAUUUUAUUUUGUGGGGAAAAUGAUUAAGUAAAAGAGGGAGGGAAAAAAAAGCUAAAUAAUUUGCACUCAUCCAAUAAGAAUGUUUUUAUUGUUUUGCUCUGAUGUUUUAUGUAACAGCUGCUUUUUAUAUUAUUUACCUUUUUGUAUGUUUUUGAAGGUUGUGGAAAAAUGAGCCAAUUCAUACCAGUUCAAUGAAUCUUGAAUGAAUGAUCGGUAGACGUUAAGUUGGUUCAUUGAUAUUUCUUUGUAAAUGAUUAAUUACAAAUCGCAGUGGCAGCCGAGAUAGUUCUAAGUCCUUUCAUACUGCUGUUACAUCUCUCCAUCUCUCCACCAUUCAGGUACUUUGUGUGUAUGUGUGAUGCUGUUGCCAUGACUUCUACAGAGCAUGAAUCAUCCAUCUUCCACUGAUAGAAAUAUAUAUAUAUAUAUAUAUAUAUAUAUAUAUAUAUAUAUAUAUAUAUAUAUACACAUAUAUACAUACAGAAUUGUUUGCCCCUGUUCUUCAACUGACUUAUGAAAUAAUGUGAAAUCUCCAAAAAGCUGAUAUAGGUUUUGGUGUUUGCCUACUGCUCUGCCAGCGCAUGUUCUCUCUCUGUUCUCUGAAUGGUGACUUGUGAUGGGCUUUGAUCAUUGGAAAUCCUGUCUGAAGUAGCUGACCAAAGAGGCCUGCUGUGCUUUGUGUUUUCAGACAGUUCACUCUAUCUUUAUACGGCAAACUCUCUGUGUGUGGAUGUGUGUAUGUGUGUCUGUGUGUUCAUACCUGCAAGUGUAUAUGAAUGUGUAAACUUGUGUGUGUGUGCAGGAGAGAGGGAGGGACACGUUAUGUUCUCUCUCUCUUCCUCUGUGUUGCAGGUACUGACUGUUACAUCUGUGUAAAUAUACUCUCACCUGUUCAUGUGCGUGCAACUGUCAAUAAAUCGAAGCCUGUGCUUUUGAUUAAAGCCCUCGCUCUAAAGGCCUCCUCA